CACCAGACCACCACGAUGACCACCGAGCCUUCCACCGCCGCCGCCUUAGCAGGCAACGCUAAUGGCACGGAGCCAUGGAGCGCCCAGGUGCGCACCUUGGCGCGCCUCGGCCGGCACCGGGAGGUCCUGGCCCUGCUCCGCGACGGCGACCCCUCGCCGCCGCCGCACGCCCUUGCGCUGCCAGCCGCGGUCAUCUCGUGCGCGGCGCUAUCCCUGGCCUCCGGCGUCGCCCAGAUACAGGCGCUCGGCUGCAAGCGCGGCCUGCUCCCUUCCUCCGACGCCUACCUCCUCUCCUCGCUGCUCUCCUCCUACUCCCGCCUCGGCCUGCUCCCGCGCGCCCACCAACUCCUCGACGAAAUGCCCCUUGCGUCCACGCCUCCCACCACGCUCCGCACCGCCUUCAACUCCCUCAUCUCCGGAUGCGCGCUGCACGCGCUCCCGGCCGCCUGCUUCGCCAUCUUCCGCCGCAUGCGGGCAGCCAGCGCCCCCUUCGACGCCGUCACCCUCAUGACGCUGCUCCCCGCCGCUCCUCAGAGUGUCGUGCCGCAGCUCCAUGCCCUCGCGGGGAAAGCAGGGCUGGCCGCUGAGACAAACGUGGCCAACUGCCUCAUAUCAGCUUAUUCGCGUCGCGGCGCUGGCCUCGCCCGGCAGGUGUUUGACGAGAUGCCAUUGACCUCGCGUGACAUCAUCUCGUGGAACGCCGUGCUCUCGGCCCACGCGCAGAACGGCCUCGCGGUGGACGCCCUUGAUCUCUACAGCCGCAUGCGUGGCCACGAUGGCGGCGGCGUGGAGCCGGACGCCGUGACGCUCGUGGGCGUGCUCUCCUCAUGUGCCCACCUUGGAGCGCGCGGUGUAGGCCUGCGUGUUGAACGGUACAUGCAGGAGAGACUCCCAGGCUUCCGCUCCAACGUGCAGCUUUGCAACUCUCUCAUCAACUUCCAUGCACGCUGCGGCAGUUUGCCCCAGGCACAGCGGCUGUUCAAUGAAAUGCCCAGGAGGAGCAUUGUGUCCUGGACGGCGCUCAUCACUGGGUACGGCAUGCACGGGCAUGGAGAUAUUGCUGUAAAUCUCUUCCAGGCGAUGGUUUCAGAAGGCAUCCGGCCGGAUAAUGUCGCAAUGGUCGGCCUCUUGUCGGCGUGCAGCCAUGCUGGAAUGUACGACGAGGGCCGCAGGUACUUCUCAGCAAUGGAGAGUACAUACCAGUUGCGACCUACACUGGAGCACUACACCUGCAUGGUGGACCUCCUUGGGCGGGCCGGCCGUCUCAAGGAGGCGCAAGAACUCAUUUCCUCAAUGCCCAUGCCAGCCGACGGUGCCGUGUGGGGUGCCCUUCUUGGGGCGUGCAAGAUACAUAAGAAUGUGGAGGUAGGGGAGGAGGCUUUUGAGCAUGUCAUCAAGCUCGAACCGAGCAAUGUGGGCUACUACGUACUCAUGGCGAACAUAUACACAGACACGGGACAACCGGAUGGUGUAGUGAGGGUGCGGGCGAUGAUGAAGGAGCGCGGGCUCAAGAAGGAGCCUGGGUGCAGCUAUGUCGAACACAAGGGGAGGGUUCAUCUGUUUACGGCUGACGACCACUCACAUCCGCAGGCAAAGAGGAUUUACGAUCUCGUGAUUAAGCUUGAACAAAUGGUGAAGGAGAAAACAGAUGGCACUGUGGAAAAUGGGCAAGGCAGAGUGGACGAGCGGUACUCCAGGAAGAUGGCUGCGCCGUUGAUCGGCUUUCACAGUGAGAAGCUUGCUGUGGCCUUCAGUUUGCUGAACACUGAUGACAGUGAGAUUGUGGUGAUCAAGAACCUAAGGGUAUGCGGGGACUGCCACUCUUUCCUAAAGGCGGUCUCUGCAAUUGCCAACCGGGCAUUUCUUGUCAGGGACGCGAGCCGCUUCCAUCGCUUCGAAGGUGGAGCAUGCUCCUGCAAAGACUACUGGUGAAGAAUUUGGUGCUCACUGUUAGGAGAAGGAAGAUUUCACUCCAGAUCUUCAGUGCUGACUGCACUGGAACAAGCUUGGUGACUGUGCUACUAUUAUCCUUCCACUCCAGCUAUGAGAAAAGUGGAGGGCUGGAUAAACAGCGGGCAUGAUGGACUCUCAGAUUGAAUUGCUCAACUCCCUGAAUAUCAGGCUCCCAUUUGCAAAAUCUGAGGUGCGGACCCGAUUAAUGGAUGGUUAUCCUGGUGCUGGACAGCCUAUAGAACAAACUGCGAACUUUCUCGAGGCUUACAUUGUACACCUGAUCAAUUGGCAUUGCCCCUCAUGCAAUUACUUGUGGAAAUGCAAUGCUCCACCCAUGCCCUUGGACCUUCUACGGAAGAAUUACCCGGGCCUGUUUGAGACAAUGGUGUGACAAUGCCAGAUUUUUUACCAGAUGUGGUUCACAGUACACCAGCAAUGUUUGAGGUCGGUUGUUUAGUCAAAUAAAGAAUGAAUGCCAUCUUUUGCAUCAGGAAAGGGCUGACGGAAGGGCAAAGUAAAAAAAUUGACCGGUAAUGUUGAGCUGUAUGUUCAUGCGCGCAUGCCAAUUUUAGAGUUUAUUAGAUUCCACUGGUGUGAGUCGAUUUUGAAGACGAUUUUGUAUUGCUGCCAUAGGAAUCGUUGCAUUCAUCUAGCUAUCAACUAUUUUUGCCAUUCUAGUGCACUGAUGGUUGCCAGGAUAGCAAGAUCAGGCACGCCAGGAACGCAGUGGCGUCAGGUUGCGAUAUACUGUCCGUUGUUGGUUGAGCUCA
Messenger RNA from Hordeum vulgare subsp. vulgare (domesticated barley), 2723 nucleotides. RefSeq names its product putative pentatricopeptide repeat-containing protein At3g11460, mitochondrial. The transcript has a single exon. Gene Ontology annotation, molecular function: RNA binding; protein binding; zinc ion binding. The record is from RefSeq and is a predicted model, not a curated record. NCBI's taxonomy places the organism in Eukaryota, Viridiplantae, Streptophyta, Magnoliopsida, Poales, Poaceae. Gene Ontology annotation, biological process: RNA modification. Bases 16 to 1932 code for a protein of 638 amino acids.